Molecule: messenger RNA, 424 nt
Organism: Spodoptera frugiperda (fall armyworm)
Lineage: Eukaryota; Metazoa; Arthropoda; Insecta; Lepidoptera; Noctuidae
Exons: 4
Coding region: 89-343 (84 amino acids)
Source: RefSeq, a predicted model, not a curated record
UGAGCAUUUGUAUAUAAGCGGGGAGACCGGGUCACGUCUCAAUUUGAAAUAAACCCUUCGAAGUAAAUAGUACUCGGUACAUAUCAAAAUGUUCAAGAAAUUAUUCAUCAUCGUUUGUGUGGCGAUUCUGGUUGAAAAUAGCCUGCAAGAAUCUGCAGGAACGGGCGGCAACGCCGGUGCAGGUUUUAGUGCAGGCGCCAGUGCCAAUAUGGGAGCUAACGGUGGAGCAGGGUCUUCAGGCAACGCAAGUGGUGGCGCUGGUGCCAGUGGAGGUGCAGGGUUCAAUGCCGGCUUCGGAGCCAACGCAGGCGCAGGAGCUCAGGGACAGGGCAGUGGAAAGUGAACUAUACAGCAAAUUAUUUUUAUAACAUUACUUUUACGUAACAGCUUCAGGUUUUAUUAAACGCACUGUUUUUCUCGUUUA